AUGACCCAGCUUUACGAUGUCAUUAUCGCCGGCGCGGGCCCCGUCGGCCUCCUCUUGGCAUGCGAAGUAGCCUUAGCAGGCGGAUCCGUCCUCAUCAUGGAACGGGACGCCAAGCCCGAGUCCGAGUGGAAGAGCAAUCCCGUCGGCUUCCGAGGGCUCCACCUCCCCUCCGUUGAGCUGCUCUACCGCCGCGGCCUCCUCGGCAAGCUCUACGACCUCACCAACCGGCCCCACACACCCCCGAAAGGGCCCGGGAUGCAAUUCGGCGGCCACUUCGCAGGCAUCCCUCUGAACCUAAAUCAGCUUGACCUGAAUCGCUGGAAGUACCGCCUCCCGGGCCCAUCGCUGAUGCCGGGCCCCAUCACGAUCGAUCGCAUUGAGGCUGUCCUCACCGAGCGGGCGGAGAGCCUGGGCGUCACGAUCCUCAGGGGUCAUGGGUUCAACAGGAUCGUCGAGGAGACGCAGAGCGGGAUCACGGUGGAGGCAGGAGACGAAGGGCAGAACUUCCGCGGGCGGUGGCUCGUCGGAUGCGACGGCGGCCGGAGCGCGAUCCGCAAGGCGGCAGGGUUCGAGUUCUCCGGGACGGAAGCGACUUUUACCGGGUACGUCGUCCACUGCGACCUGGAUCAUCCCGAAAGGCUGGUGCCGGGGUUCGUGCCCACGCGGCACGGCAUGUACAUCUUCAGGAAGCCCGACAUGGUGUACCUGAUGGACUUUGACGGCGGCGCGGGGCAGAAGGCGGAGCACUCGCUGGAGCGGCUGCAGGACAUCCUGAACCGCGUCACGGGCAAGCCGGACGACGUGCGGAUGACCAAUAUUCACCUCGCGACGCCGUUCACGGACCGGAGCAAGCAGGUGACGACGUACCGCAGGGGGAGGGUGCUCCUCGCCGGGGAUGCGGCGCACAUACACCCCCCUCUCGGGGGCCAGGGCAUGAACUGCGGGCUGGGCGACGCUAUGAACCUGGGCUGGAAGCUGGCUGCCUCGGUCCGACAGGAGCAGCAAAGCCCUGACGGCAAGGCCAACUUUGAGUUGAUUGAUACGUAUGAGAGGGAGAGGUAUCCGAUUGGAGAGUUCGUCCUCGAGUGGAAUCGGUCGCAGGUUGCGGCGCUGCAGCCGAACGAGACCGGGUACGCCGUCCAGAAGCUCGUCCGCGACCUGAUCGCGACCGACGACGGCGCCAAUCAUUUCAUCGACCGGGUUUGGGGCCUUUCGCAGCGGUAUGAUCUCGGCAGCGACGUGCAUCCGGCCGCAGGACGAAGCGCCCCGGACUUUACGUUCAAGGACGGCACGAGGUUGGGGCCAAAAAUGGAGCUUGGCCGUGGAAUGCUCAUCGACUUUGAAGACGAUGGCGCGUUGAAGGGUUUGGUCACAGAGAAGUACGCAAAGAGGCUCGACUACAUCGGAGAAGAGGUGGAAGACAGGCGCGGAAUCCGUGCUUUGUUGAUUCGGCCAGACGGAUUCGUUGCGUGGGCAGUGGAAGAAGGUUCAGAAGCUGAUGUUGAUGAAUUGAAGAGUGCGCUAGAGAAAUGGUUUUGA
This is a messenger RNA of Colletotrichum gloeosporioides, 1539 nucleotides long. Its product is annotated as Anhydrotetracycline monooxygenase. The transcript has a single exon. Lineage: Eukaryota; Fungi; Ascomycota; Sordariomycetes; Glomerellales; Glomerellaceae. Gene Ontology annotation, molecular function: FAD binding. The record is from RefSeq and is a predicted model, not a curated record. The coding region runs from base 1 to 1539 and encodes 512 amino acids.